This is a messenger RNA of Closterium sp. NIES-65, 6846 nucleotides long. The record is from the annotation of a GenBank genome assembly. NCBI's taxonomy places the organism in Eukaryota, Viridiplantae, Streptophyta, Zygnematophyceae, Desmidiales, Closteriaceae.
AUGGAGGGGGACAGCGCGGGGAAUGGCGAGCGCGCGGAAACAAGCGGGGCACAAGCGGAAGCCGUGCAGGGGGGACUGGAGGAGCCGAUAGAGGCGGCAGGGGCAGGCGAGGGGGAACGGGGGAGCGGCGCGAUGGAGGACGAUGGGGGUGUGGGGGAGCGCGAUGGCGCGGCCGCGGCUGAGGCGCGGAAUAACGAAAGGGAAGCGCCCGGGCGGCGCAGCAAGGAAGGCACCAGCGGGCGGCGCACAGGCGGGCGAGACGCGAGUGAGCGAGGAGGGGCCGAGAAAUUGGCGGGAGAGGGAUUGAAGGCGAGGGGUGAGGGGCGGCGCAGGAGCGAGGGGGCUGCGAAUUUGAACGGGGAGCCAGCGGAGGGCGCCAAAGGGAGGGGCGCGGGACCGCGCAAAGGCGAGCGCGCGGUGAGGGGGAGUGCAGGGAAUGCCACGUCGUCCCCCCGCUCGAAUGGCAGCAGCGGGGCGGCGAGGGCAAGCGCGCGGACCCCUGGCAUCAGCAUGGCGUCUCCGCGCAACGCUGCUUCUUCCGCCACUGCUGCCGCGCGGGCAGACGGCCCAGGGGCGGCAGCAGAGAGCGCAGGGGAGGCAGCAGAGAGCGCAGGGGCGGCAACAGAUAGCACAGGGGCGGCAACAGAGGCGGCAGCAGGGAGUGCAGCGCCAGCAGCAGCGGAGAAGAGGCGCGCGAACGGGGGAGACGCGGAGGGUGGGGCGGAAGGUGAAGACUCUGGUGAGGGGGGGAGUGUGACAGGGGGAGGAGGAGGGCCCGCGCAGGCGAUGGAGAGUGCAGGCGGAAGCGAGCAGACGACACAAGGGGAGGUGGCGGAGGAGGCUGUGCGGAACAACGAUGGGGGCAGCAAGGAUGGGGGGGAAAAGGGUGCGAGAGAGGGAGGAGAGGGAAUGCAGGGAGGGGAGUGUGCAGCGGAGCCAGGCUCCGGUAAAGAGGAGGAGGGGUGCAAGGAGGGGGAGGCGGGUGGAGGCAAGGGGACCGGAGGGGUGGAUGGGCAAGAUGGGGGGGUGGGUGGUGUUGAGGGCGAGGUGGCAUGGCAGGCAGUGAGGGGGCGGUUAGAGUCCCGCGUGGGUGCAGCGGGCGACAUCGCCUCGCCCCGCCUGCUCGCGCCUCCGCUGCCCGCUGCUGCUUCUGCACCAGCCGCCCCCACAGCAGAGGGGGCAGCGCCCGCUGCUGCAGCGCCAGGCGCUUCCGCAGCGGUGGGCAGGGCAGAGCAAGCCGCAUGGGGGGCUGAGGGGGAAGAGCAAGUGCCAGAGCAGCAUGAGGAGGGGGAGGGCGCGGAGGGGGAGGCGGAGGGCGCGGGGGGGGAGGGGCGGGGGAGGCGGGUGAGGCGGGUGCGGUCGAUGGACGCGGCCUUCUCCCCGCUGCUGGCUGCCGACCCCUCCGCCUGGCAGGCCGCUGGUCGCCCCGCGUGGCACGGCGUCAUGGGGUGGGGCGCACGCGUGGUGCGCAGCCUUGCCAAGGGCGGGCUGGGGGGGAAGCGCGCGGGCAAGGGCGGGAAGGGCAAGGGCGGGGCGGAGACGGAGGGUGAGGAGGAGGCGCGGGCAGAGGAGGCGGCGGCGUGGGACGCGUAUGUGUUGGCAGGGGACGCGAGUGCCGGAGGCGAUGGCGUGGUGGUGCUGCCACUGGGGCCAGCAGGGGUGCCCCGCACACACACCGCCGGGGAGGUGUGGGCAGCGCCGCCUGGCGUGGGCGCUGCUGUGGCGGGGCUGGGUGGGGUGCAGCGGGGCGGGGCGGGCGUGGGGUGGGCGCAAGCGGCGUUCCCCCGCAGCCACUCGGACAGCGUUCGGGAGAGCCGCGCCGGUCGCCGCGCCGCCUCCCUGCUCGCCCCUGCUGGCGGUGGUGGUGAUGUGUGGGCGGGCGCAGCAGCGGCGGAGAGGGUGGUGGUGCUGUGGACAAGUGGCGAGGAGAGGGUGGAUAGAGAGGCGCAGCAGAGUGGCGCAGGCAGAGCAGCGGGGAAGAGUGCGGACGCAGAGGGGGCGCGGGAAGGGGGGGCCACGGAUGGGGAGGCAGGGCAUGGAGGGAGGGCGGAGGAAGGGGGGGAGGAGGCGAGCAGCAAAGGGGGGGCGAGUGGCGUGGCGGAGCAGAGUGCAGCAGAGGCGAGCAAGGCGCGCGCAGACGCAGUGCUGGCAGCAGCGGUGAUGGCGGCGAAUGCGAGCACCAAACCACAGUGGGCCUCGCAGCACCAGUGGCACACGCAGCCACACGACCCACAAGGGCAGGGGGGAGGAGGGGGGACAGAGGCAGAGGCAAUGGAGGAGGAGAGGAGGCGAGCAGAGGAGGCGGAGAAGAAGCGAGCGUGGGACGAGGCGGUGAGGGCGGUGCGGCUGAGGGACCAGCAGCGCCGCCAGCAGGCCGCUGCCGCCCUCGCUGCUGAGGAGGCUGCACGGGGCGGCAGAGCGGGCGGCAAGGGAGGGCAGGCAGCACGGCGCCUGGCGAGGCGGCGACGCCGCGUGGUGGCUCGGCUGGUGGCGGAGGUGGGAGAGAGAGGGGAAAGGGCUGGGAGGCUUAUUUUGGGGGAAAGGGGAUGCUUGAGUCGGGCAGUGGGAGGCGAGAGGCAAGGAAAUUGGGCAAGAGAGAAAGCACAGACGGGCGAGCUGAGGGAGGCGGUGGAGGGCAGGAGGGCGAGGAGGAGCGCGGUGGAGUACCACCUUCUGCACGCCGGCAUCUUCCUCGACCCACCCGCCAACCCCUCCCCUGAGGAGGAGGAGGAGGCGCGGAGGGAGGCGGCGGAGGUGGAGUGGCUGAGGGGGGAGGUGAGGGUGGCGCGGCGGUGGAUGGACGUGCAGCGCCUCGUAUGGAUCAACCGCGACCGUCAGCACCGCGCCCUGCUGCGCCGCGGAGGGCACGAGGAGCAGCGCGCACAGCUGCAGCACAUGAUACAGCAGCUGGAGAGCCAGCUGUCUCAGUUGGAGCGGCACGAGGGGCUGCUGAGAGAAGGAAACUCGCAGGUGGGCGGGCAGCUGGCAGCAUUGGCACAGGGCACGGCGCUGCCAGCAGCAGCAGCGGCCAUGCUGUCCUUGGCGUCCUUCUCCUCCCUGCCACCGGACCCCGCCUCCUCCUUCCCCCACGACCUCUCGCUCUCCGACAUGCCUGACGAUGCCUCACUCACCUCCGAGCCGCACUCCUCCGCGCUGCCCCCCUGGCUCGCCUCCCCCUCCACCGCCUCCGCCAGCCCAGCGCCCUCCAUGGGCCGCCCCCCCUCCGCCUCGCGCCGCUCCCUGCCCGCCUCGCACUUCGCGCAGCCAGCCCCCCACGUGCCGUCGCCCUCCCCCCGCCACAGUGCGCACAGCCUCAGCGGCCCGCUGCCCUCCCCGCGCUCGCGCUGGCGCUCGCGCUCGCGCAACGCGUCGGGGCGGCGCCAGGCACUGGAGCCACUGGCAGUGGGGGUGGGGGGAGGAGGAGGGGGCGAGGGCGAGGAGGGGAUGUCGGACGAGGUGUCCCCCCAGCCCAUGUGCGCGCCCUUCACCCCCACCUCCUCCCGCCGCACCAUCGACCAGAGCCGGGGCGCCCUGGAUGGCCGCAUGACCGGGGUGGCGGAGAGGGAGGCGGGAGAGGAGGAGGAGGACAUGCAGGGCGGUGGGGACACGGGCGCACUCACGCCCUCGUCGUCACGCUUCUGGGGCUCCGCCCCUGACAGACGGCAGACCGACCGCGAGCGCGAGCAGGAGAGGGAGCGGGAGAGGGAGUGGGAGCGGGAGAAGGAGAGGGAGAGGGAGAAGGAAAGGGAGAAGGAGAGGGAGCGGGAGAGGGAGAGGGAGAGGGAGAGGGAGAGGGAGCGGGGAGGGGGAGGCGGGGCGAUGGAUCUGGCAGCGCGCUUCACUCGCGCGCUCUCACUGGCACGCACCGAUGCAGACAAAGGGGGGGGUGCGGGGGUGAAGGGGGAGAAGGAGAAGGCGUCAGGGCGGUGGUGGGGGGGCCUCAACACGCCGAGCUCACGGGCGGUGGGGCCGGCAGAGGCGUACCGAGUGGAGCCGGGGGAGGGCUCCACCAUCCUGCACAUCUUCCACCAGGUCACACCCCAUCCUGCACAUCUUCCACCAGGUCACACCCCAUCCUGCACAUCUUCCACCAGGUCACACCCCAUCCUGCACAUCUUCCACCAGGUCACACCCCAUCCUGCACAUCUUCCACCAGGUCACACCCCAUCCUGCACAUCUUCCACCAGGUCACACCCCAUCCUGCACAUCUUCCACCAGGUCACACCCCAUCCUGCACAUCUUCCACCAGGUCACACCCCAUCCUGCACAUCUUCCACCAGGUCACACCCCAUCCUGCACAUCUUCCACCAGGUCACACCCCAUCCUGCACAUCUUCCACCAGGUCACACCCCAUCCUGCACAUCUUCCACCAGGUCACACCCCAUCCUGCACAUCUUCCACCAGGUCACACCCCAUCCUGCACAUCUUCCACCAGGUCACACCCCAUCCUGCACAUCUUCCACCAGGUCACUGCCCCCCCGCCCAUCUUCCACCAGGUCACUGCCCCCCCGCCCAUCUUCCACCAGGUCACUGUCCCCCCGCCCAUCUUCCACCAGGUCACUGCCAACCCGCCUCCCAGCCUCAUUACUGCCUUGCUUUGCCUCUCUCUGCCAUGCCUCCUCCCUUCCUCUCACCGCCAUUUACUGCCCUCCCUUUGCCAUCCCACCGACCUCUCACCGCCCUCCCCCCGCUGCCCUGCGCCAGGCAUCACGGCGCAUGCGCAGCAUGGAGGCGGGCGACUUUGAGAUCGCCGAGUGCGAGCUCUUCACGGCGCGCGACGACGUGGACGACCUCAGGGCGCACCCCAACCUGCUCUCUGAGCACAUGCUCAUCUGCCUCCUCCAGAUCUACCGCCGCCAUGCCUUUGGCGCCGUCACAUCGCCCGACCGCUUUGCCACCACGCCUCGCUCCGCCACCUUCGGCCCCUCCACCCAGCCCCUUUCCUUCCCCGACCCGCCCCUGCCCCGCCCCCCCCACCACCCCCCCUCGCGCCGCCGCACCUUCUUCCGCAGCCGCAGCGCCGCCAACCCCUCCUCCCAUGCCUCGCACUCCCCGCGCUCCUCCCCCCGCCGCCACAAGCGCGCAGCAAAGGGGGGCGGGGAGGGGUACGGCAGCGACGAGGACGCGGCAGGGCGGCCGUACCCGCAGGCGUAUGGCGGCGUGGCGGUGGGCGGCGAGCCGUGGGAGGACGGCGUGAGCAGCACGGACGGGGAGAGCCCGUCGGGGCUGAGAGGCGCGCGGCAUGGGUGGGACGACGGGGAGGGGCGGGGGGGGCAGUGGCAGGCGAGGCGGGGGAGGCGGAGGGGUGGGGGAGGGAGCAUGGAGGAGGCGACGUUGACGGAGGUGUCAGAGUGGGAGGAGGUGGGCGACGACGACACGGACGUGGACCUGCGCCACCUCCGCGCCUCCGAGCUCGACCUCCUUGGCCCGCCCUCCGCCUCGCCGCUGCGCCCGCGCCUGCGCCCGCGCACGCCCACCACGCUCUGGCUGCGCCACCGCCACCGCCACCACCGCUCGUCCGGGGGGGGCAGUGGGUGGGGCGCUGGCGCACAGCAGCAGGGGAGAGGCGGCGAUGUGGCAUCGCCGUACAGCAGUGGGAGGAGGGGGGCCGGUGGACACGGGGAGUUUCCGAACCCCAGCACGCCCAGCAGUGCCAGCGCUGCAGCAGGCGCUCUGCGGCUGGGGAGAACAACGUCCACCCGCGUGGUCACUGCUGUCGCCCGCGUGCUGCCCCCCCCUGCUCCCUCCGCCCCCGCUGCCACUCCCCCUGCUGCUGGCGCUCCGGGGGCUGGGGCAGGGGCGAAGGGGGGUAAGGAGAAGGAGAAGGAGAGAGGAGGGAAGGGGAAGCACGGGGGCCAGGACACAGCUGGCAGCGCCGCAGCAGCAGCAGCAGGAGCAGCAGCAGCAGCAGCCGCAGCAGCUGCUGCAGAGAAGGGCGAGUUGGGAGCAGACGACUUUGAGAAGUUUUUCGGAACGAGUGGAGAGGUGCCAGCGCCGACGGAGUGGAGUGCGCUGAGCAGCGCGCAGCUGGACCCGUAUGGGGUGUUUGGCGAGCACCCGUGCCCGGACGCGGGCAACUACAUUCAGAUGCUGGCCGUGCAGCACCCGCCCUCCGAGGCCACCAUGACCCAUGCUGACGCCACUCGCCUCCUGCACUUCCGAGCCAUGGCAGCGCAGCUGGAGGAGGUGGACCCAUCAGUGCUGGCGCACAACGAGCGCCUGGCGUUCUGGAUCAACAUCUACAACGCCAUGCUGCUCUACAUCUACAUCGUCAUCCCCGUGCCCACUGACUUUGCUGACCGCAUCGCUCUCUUCAGCAAGGUGGGAUUCCUGAUAGGCGGCCAGCUGUACAGUGUGCUGCUCAUCGAGCACGCCGUGCUCAGAGCCGGCACCCACAAGCCCUACAUUAUCCGCGCCCUGCCCAGCACCACGUUCCGCCCCGGCGAUGCGCGCGCGCUCUGUGUGCUGGAGCGCGCCGAGCCCCUCGUGUCCUUCGCCCUCUGCUCCGGCACUCGCUCCUCGCCCUCCAUGCGAGUGUACCGGGCGGAGAGUGUGCAGCAGCAGCUGCGCGGCGCCAUGGUGGAGUACCUGGGGGCGGCAGUGAGCGUCAACGAGGCCAAUAAGAUCAUCAUCCCCAAGCUGCUGCACUGGUACCUACCGGACUUUGCACCGGACGUGUGGAGUCUGCUGGAGUGGCUGGCGAACGUGCUGCCCACCAACCAGGCCGUCGUGCUCAUGAACUGCCUGCCCACCGGCGCUGCCAACGUCUCCGCCUCCAAGUGUGUCGUCGUGGCGCCCUUUGACUACCGCUUCCGCUACCUCAUCCCCCCCGUCCUGCCCAACUAG